AUGACCACCACCACCACCACCACCCUCACCAAACCCAAGAUGAUCCAUCAAAACCAAAACCCACCACCAAACCCGACCCGGCUCCCACCAAAGCAGCUUGUUCGGAUCAUUCUUGCAGACGCCGACGCCACCGACUCCUCCAGCGACGAAGACAGCGUCGUACCCGGUGUCAAACGGCAUGUCAGAAAGAUCAGCCGUGAGCUCUCCUCACCUUCGAAUUGUUCCCGUCAUUCUAAGCUGUCCAAGCGACGCAGCCCGCCCGAACCCGACCCGGCUAGCCGGGAAAAGUUCAUAGGCGUCCGGAAGCGGCCUUGGGGCCGAUAUGCCGCAGAGAUUCGGGACCCGACUCAGAGAAAACGGGUCUGGUUGGGAACCUACGACACUGCCGAGGAAGCUGCCGCUGUCUACGACAGAGCAGCGCUGAAGCUGAGGGGUCCUCACGCCGUCACUAACUUUACCAUCCCCGUUAUAGCGGAGGAGACGGUUGCUGAUGAGGUGGUCCCCGCUGCGGGUUCGAGCCAUGUGAGUGAGAUUGGGGGAGAGGGAGGAGCUGCUGGUUGUGUUUCGCUUUGA
This is a messenger RNA of Prunus armeniaca (apricot), 573 nucleotides long. The record is from the annotation of a GenBank genome assembly. NCBI's taxonomy places the organism in Eukaryota, Viridiplantae, Streptophyta, Magnoliopsida, Rosales, Rosaceae.